CGGCGAAUCAGGAGUCAGUUUGUUGAAUGGGCGCAAAAUCUGUUUGUCUCUUCUGCAUCACUCUCCUGGAGAGAGUAAACGUAAUAGUACAAUUAGUAGACAAAACUGUCUAAGUUUAAUGAACUUUAACGAAUUACAACCCACCUGCAAGACAGACUCAGCGCGAGCCUGCGGCGACCUGUUUCAUCCCGUGUCGCGAGCAAUGCUGAAGAAACUGGCCGCCACUUCAUGAACUGAGCUCUGACUGCUAGCUAGCUAACACUCGCUAGCUCAGCCUCUUACCAACAAUGUCAAGUCUUCCACAAAAUAACUUGAAGGAGCAGCUGGCGAGGCACAGCAGUGCUGCUCAGAGCAAGUUGUCUCUGGCUAAACCCAAACCGGGGGCCUUUUCUUUCAAAAAGAAGUCCUCAUCAGGUAUAACCAAGGUGGAAGUCUCAACUAAGCUUGAGAGACCUCAAAAAUCCCAAAUCAACAACUUCUUCCCUGUAAGUUCAAAAGGCAAGUCGGACUCCAUCAGCGCAGCAGGCAACUGUGCUCCUGCCGGCCAGACUCCUUCAACAGUGUCUGCUCUUAAGGUGACAACAGCGCCAACAAAAUCUGACAACCAGUUUACUAAUGGCAAUGGAGGCAUUUCCACAAGUCUGGAUGCAUCUCUUGGAUUCCCGAUUGAUGACUGGGAUGAUUUUGAUGACUUUGAAACUCCUGUCAAAGCAAAGAAUGACUCAUUCAGUUCCGAAAUAUCGGGGAAGAGCGCCAAUCCAGUGUCAUCUUUUAGUGACGGAAAAAGAAAAUUCUCUCUUAUGACGCCACAGUUGAGCAACAGUUUUUCAAACAAGAAUGGUCUUUCGACAAGUGAACCACCUCAUAUGGAAACAGAUGAAUUGGAGCACAGUGUUGACAAAGCUGCAGUUUCACCAGGACCUAGUUUGAAUCAAGAUCCAGCAGAAAUUGAAUUUGAGGAUUCUCCAGUUCAAAUGACAAGAAGACGUUUUCCUGCUCAUCUGAAGUCUGCCAUCAGUGAUAGUGAAGAGGACAACGAUGAUGUGCUUGAGCCUUUUAAAGGAAUGGCAGGCAAUAAGGAAAAAUGGAUUGACCCAAAGGUAAUAAAGCUUGACGACAACUCAGAGCCUGAAGAUGAUCUUGAUUACAUUCCCCCUUCUCCGAUCCCUGAUGAGAUCUCUUAUACUACCUGUGCUUUGAAGACCAGAUCUAAAUCAGCUGAUGUUGAAAGCAGAGACCGUCCUGUGCUAUCAAAGGGACCCAUCACAACACUACAUGAACCCUCUGAUCACCACUCUAAAGACACAACCAAUGAGCAACUCUUCAGUAUCAUGCAGUCCAUUUGUUCUCUGGUGGAUUCCAUCCCUGAACAUGAACUGAUAGCUCUGUCCUGUGGAAAUGAGCUUUUGCUGAAGAGAGCUCAAAGGAAGAGGAUUAUUGUAACUAGUGGUGGCAGCUUAUUAAAGAUGCAGCAGCCAGACAGCACAGUGAUUUCUGAACCCAGCUUUAAAGAUAAAUCUUCUUUUAGCUGUGAUACAUAUAGUGUUAUGUCAUCCGGCAGCUCUGUGCCCGUGGACUCCAAGAAGCCUCCUCAGACCAGGAGAUCUUCAGUUAUCUCAGUGGACUAUGACUCUGACAGUAUUAUUAACCCAAAGGCAAGCAGUAAGAACAGCGGGAAAAUAUAUGUGAAAGAUCAGAGUAUGUGUGACUCUCCAUCAACCUACAGCCUCACAAGUCCAGCUUUUACUUACUCUAACAAAACAAGCACAGACCUGGAUGGUUCAGAGCUCUUCUUCUCUCCCAAAAAGCUAAACACUGUUGUUCAGAACAAGUCUAAUACCCCAGCAGCCAGUACAGCCGCAGAAGAACACGAUGACUUUUACAAUGACUACUUUGACAUAGAUGACUUUAAUGACUCGGAUAUCCCUGAUUACUUUGACGGACCCCCAAAAUCCAGCACCGUGACUCCAACAGUGAAAAAGGGGGGACCAAGCAUGUCUUCAUGGGACAAGAAACCGACGACACCUGCUCCCACACCCAAGCCUGCAAAGAUCUGCUCUCCUGAACCCACCUACCGAAACCCAGCCCACGAUCGCCUCAGAGGGUUCAACUUCCCCCACUCACAGGAGAUGAUGAAGAUUUUUCACAAGCGAUUUGGUCUUCAUCAAUUCAGGUUUAAUCAGCUAGAAGCAAUUAAUGCAGCGAUUCUGUCUGAAGACACGUUUGUUUUGAUGCCCACAGGUGGGGGUAAAAGCCUGUGCUACCAGCUGCCUGCCUGUGUGUUACAAGGAGUCACUGUGGUCAUCUCCCCACUCAAAUCACUCAUUGUUGACCAGGUCCAGAAACUCACUACACUGGAUAUCCCAGCAACAAGCCUGUCUGGUAAUAUCUCUGAGAGUGAAGCAGGGAGGAUUUAUAUGCAGCUCUCUAGGAAAGACCCCAUCAUUAAACUUCUCUAUGUCACCCCUGAAAAGGUGAGUGCAAGUCACAAGCUGAUCUCCGCCCUGCACAACUUGUACGAUCGAGGCCUUUUGGGCCGCUUUGUCAUCGAUGAGGCCCAUUGUGUCAGUCAGUGGGGUCACGAUUUCCGUCCAGACUACAAGAAGUUGCAUGAGAUGCGUCAGAAGUUCCCCAAUGUCCCGAUGAUGGCACUGACAGCUACUGCCACCCCCCGUGUUCAGAAAGACAUCCUCAACCAGCUGAACAUGACUCGGCCGCAGGUGUUCACCAUGAGUUUCAACAGAACAAACCUGAAGUACACGGUCCUGCCCAAGAAACCCAAAAAGGUUGAUGAGGACUGCAUCGUCUGGAUCAAGAAGAACUACCCACGGGACUCUGGCAUUGUGUACUGCCUGUCCCGUAAGGACUGUGAUGCCAUGGCUGAGAGUCUGCAGAGAGCGCGAAUAUCAGCUCUGUCGUAUCACGCAGGCCUGAGUGACGGAGACAGAGAACAUGUGCAGACCAAGUGGAUCAACCAGGACGGCUGCCAGGUCAUCUGUGCCACCAUAGCCUUUGGCAUGGGCAUUGACAAGCCUGACGUGCGUUACGUGAUCCAUGCCAGUCUGCCUAAGUCCGUGGAGGGUUACUACCAGGAGUCUGGGAGAGCUGGCAGAGAUGGAGAGAUCUCUCACUGUAUUCUCUUCUACUCCUACAGCGACGUCCACCGCAUCAAGAGGAUUCUCACUCUGGACAAAGAAGGUGACAGACAAACCAAGGCGACUCAUUUAAACAACCUACACUGCAUGGUGCACUUCUGUGAGAACAUGAUGGAGUGCCGAAGAAUUCAGCUGCUCGCCUACUUUGGGGAGAUGAAGUUCAACAAAAGCUUCUGUAAGGACAACGCAGACGUCAGCUGUGACAACUGCGCCAAACCCAACCAAUACAAGAUGAGAAAUGUCUCUGACGACGUGAAGAAGAUCGUGAGCUUUGUCCAGGAGAACUGCGAGAAAGUUGGAGCAAGGUUUGGCAGGACUGCUCAGCAAAUCCGGCUGACACUGAAUAUGUUGGUGGACAUCUUUGUAGGGUCUAAAUCUGCCAAGGUACAGACGGGAAUGUUCGGGAUGGGAGGAGUUUACUCGAGGCAUAAUGCUGACCGUCUCUUCAAAAAACUGGUUCUGGAAAACGUCCUGGUGGAGGAUUUCUACAUCACUAACGGCGGCCAAGCUGUGGCGUAUAUCUCUGCUGGAUCCAAAGCCAUGAACGUGCUGUCUGGACACAUGCAGGUGGAGUUCUAUGAGACAGAGAGUGCGUCUAGCAUCAGGAAACACAAAGCUGCUGAGGCCCAGGACGUGUCCCAGAGAGAGCAGAAGGUUCAGGAGUGUCUGAAGGAGCUGCUGGAUCUGUGCAAGCAGCUGGGGAAAGCGUUUGGCAUUCACUACUACAACAUCUUCUCCACUGCCACCUUGAAAAAGAUAUCUGAGAAGCUUUCUUCUGACCCCGAAGUCCUCCUACAAAUGGAUGGCGUGACUGAAGACAAACUGGAGAAGUAUGGAGCUGAAGUCAUUCAGGUCCUACAGAAAUACUCCGAGUGGCAGCAGCCUGAGGAACCGACAAUGACAACUGACAAUGGUGGAGACGGCUGGAUAGACACGGCACAAGGCCGCACUUAUGGCGAUGACGAGUACGAGUCCUCCAACUACUUCCAUAGUCAGCCUGCACAGGGACAGAAGAGAAAGAAAGCGCCAUUCUUCAAAUAUUCAAAGAAGAGAAAAGCUUAUGGCAACACGAGUGCCAACUCUAAAGGUCGGGGCUACAGCAGCAAUAAAUCGUGGUCAUCGUCCAGCUCCAGAGGUGGAUCAAAAGCUGCAGGCCGGGGGUACAGGGGCUCGGCAGGAGAUGCACCAGCAGGCAGGACACCGGGAUUCCUGACCGUCCCGACCCCUCAAACCUACCAGCGACCCUUCUUAAAACCAGCCUUUUCACACAUGGGCUAGGAUCAGCUUCUGGAUCUCACUUAACAUUUUCAAACCAGUUGAUGUUAUUGAUUGUAAAGUAUUUACCUGUUAUAUGUUAAACUGUUUAUUGGAAAUAUUUGUUUUGUACAGUUAUUGUCGCGAUGUCUGUCCAGAUUCUAUAACGAUUUUUUUGUAAACCACUUUUUUUUUUCACUUAACUGUACUGUACCUUUUUCUUUUUUUAUAUUAAAGACAAAUUGAUCAAU
Messenger RNA from Cottoperca gobio, 4660 nucleotides. It is a transcript of the gene blm, whose product is annotated as BLM RecQ like helicase. Gene Ontology annotation, biological process: double-strand break repair via homologous recombination; telomere maintenance; DNA replication. Gene Ontology annotation, molecular function: hydrolase activity, acting on acid anhydrides, in phosphorus-containing anhydrides; 3'-5' DNA helicase activity; ATP binding. The coding region runs from base 288 to 4433 and encodes 1381 amino acids. Gene Ontology annotation, cellular component: nucleus; cytoplasm; chromosome. The transcript is spliced from 22 exons. Lineage: Eukaryota; Metazoa; Chordata; Actinopteri; Perciformes; Bovichtidae. The record is from RefSeq and is a predicted model, not a curated record.